CGAAUAGCUAGAUUUCAUCAGCGGGAUCUUUGCUCGAUUUAGGCAUACUUAUCACACUUAGUCGCUCUCGGGUGAGCCCUCUUCUACACUUUCAACGUGCUCGAUAUCGAUGAGCUUUUCCGUAAGGCGUUCUGUUGGAGUCCUCUUAAUCUCUUGGAGACCGUAGAAGAUGGUAUGAGAAUCGAGGAAUAUGUUCUCAAUGUCUUCAAGGGUUCUCUUGGAGGUUUCAGGAUAGAAGACAAAAAAGUGAAUAGUUGCAACAGCGUUCGUCAAGGUGAAGACAAUGUAUGUCUUCCAAGCCAGAUUUUGAGUCAUGAUCGGAGUGAUCAUCGCAAUCACAAAAUUGCAAAUCCAAUUCGUUGCGACACUGAUUGCAUUACCUUUGGCACGAAGUUGCAAUGGCAGCACCUCAGCAGCAUAAACCCAUGGAACACAGUUCAUAGCAUAGCCAAAGAACCCAAUAAACGUGAAGAAGAAUGCAGUUGCGGCGACUGACGAUUCUUUGGUACCAACACGCAAAAGGAUAGUGACGAGAAGCAUUGAAAUACAUUGUCCAGCGGAACCGGAUGCCAUGGCAAAACGUCUUCCCAUCUUAUCCAAAAACAGCGUAGGGAUAAAUCCGGUUGCGAAAAAGGUCAGCAUAAUGCAACCACCCAGAAUUGUCGCGAGGUUUGAACUUAGUCCAACGUUAUUCUCUAACACCAUUGGCACAUAGUAAACCACCAAGUUGAUGCCUCCGAACUGGUUCCAGAACUGACCAAAUACAGUAAGCAUGAUUCUAAACCGGCCGUGCAUGGCAUCUCUGCCCAUAAGAAUAUCACCCCAGGUGAUUUUAUCGCCUGAACCUUCGAUUUUUUGAAGAUAGAGAAUGUCGUCAAUGAUGGCAGAAAUCCGCGGAUGAUCCUCUGGCACACCAUUAAUCGUUGCUAGUGAGUACCUUGCAUCUUGUGUUCUUCCAACUUUCAUUAACCACCUUGGAGAUUCAGGGCAGAAGAAUAACAUCACAAUCCCGAGUACCGCGAAAAGCAUCUGAAUACCUACUGGAAGUCUCCAUGAAACCUGAUCUGUUCUUUUGCUGCAACCGUAGCCAAUCCAGUACGACACAGUGAUACCAAAUGCGACACCUUGAGGUUCUGCGGCCACCAGGCCACCUCUAUGGUUCUCGUGGCAUACUUCAGACUGAUACAUCGGUGUUGUACUUGUCUCAAAUCCUGUUCCGAGGCCAGAAAUGAAUCUUCCGAUGAAGAGUUGAACCACACUGUACGAGCUGCAUUGCAGAAUGACUCCAAUGGUCACCAAGGUGAAUCCCAGCCAGAUGGCCCGCUUUCUGCCUAACUUAUCACCGAUCCAGAUGUUUGCCAUGCUACCAAAAAAACUUCCUAGGUUGUAGAUCGCAACUAUAAUUCCGAGAUAAUUUCCUUGGGGAUGGCCAAAUUGGCUUUGAAAAACGACCUCGUUCUGCACAUUUGCUAAUGCUCCCUGUUCAAACCCAUACAGGAUAAAUGCGAACAUGCAGGUGACCGUCAAUAUAUGUUGGGUUGGCUUCCCAGGGCGGAAGAGAGGGUAAUACGAUUGAAGUUUGACCAUUUCGAGUAACUCUAUUUCCCGUCAAGGCUUGCGCUCAAUGCCAAACUCUGAGAAGUUGAUCAGGGAACCAUCCAUAUUUAUAUCUCCGCUUUCGUCCCCCACAUGCGUUUAGCCUGUCACGCAUUCUAUACUAUUCAGCCUAUUUUGGAGGAGAGGGAAGUCGAGAUAAAUUACGUCAUAUUCAUGAAUUCUGCAUGCGUGUACUUUCGUACCCCGGAAAUUUCGCCCAAAGAAGUUCGCGGUGCAGGUCUGCAUAUUUAAUAACACGAUGUGUGAUGUCAUCAGCUUGUCGAAUCUAUCUUGUCUGUUUCUGAUUCAAGGCUUGUAGAUGUUGUUGUUUGUGAUCGCAUCCCAAACGCAUCCAAAACGCCUAGAAAGGAAAUGAACUUGAGGUAACUGGACUGCCACCUCAAAGUCAUCCUUCUGAAGCCAUUCUAUCCAGAGCCCCAGACCACGAGGCUGCGGUGUCAGACCAUAGAACUAUAGAUAUGCUAAAAUUGCCAUUUUGAGAGCAAUACGUCUACCGCUAUCUCCAACUACCUAAAUCGAUGCACAGCGACAAUUGCAUUCCUUCACCCGACCCCGAAAUCUCGGUAGUUGCAUAUUACCUGAUGCACGGACAAGGUUGAAGAUUUUAGCGAUACCUACUCCGCAACAAGAUUCCCCAAUCAAAUGUUCCGCUUUACCCCGCUGAGCGCUGAUUUUCGCGUAUCUGACCUGGUUGGGGCGAAGUCUAUAGGCAGACGUUGCUGCCAAAAGGCAGGAUGUAUACAUUUAUACCGUGCAUUGCCAUUCUACAGUUGUCAAAUCGAGUAAGCCUGCCGCAUUGAACGGCAUGCAUAUCUACAAAAAUAAAGGGUUCGUUUUACAUUCCCGUGGUAGGCAUGCAACGCCGCACAGGACGUACCAAAAAUCCAGAGCAUGUGACGUGCGUAUAUAAUAUAUGACUAAUCAAUCUUUUCUAGUCAUGUGACACUGUGUCACAUGUGUAACUUACACCCUGUGACACCGAUGUGCCGUCUCAGGCGUUUUCGCAAGGUAAUUACAUUAUACUUUCAUACCGUUCUAACCAGGCACCAUAUUAAACUUGGACCGUGACGUUCUGUUGAUUCGAAACCCGUGACAUACGCAGUGCUGUGUCGCCGAACAUAAUGUCAACUAAAAAGGCCGAAGUAUACUGUGCCGAAAGUCUUGAAAUGCCUCUAUCGAAGUCUUUUUUUAAAAAUAAUUGAGGUGCCCCUUGCACCUUUCGAGAUUAAAUCACGGCUAUGUGUUAUUAUAUCUAUUUUCGUGCACCUGGCAUGGAAUAUAUCUUUCGCCAAUAACUUUUGGAAGUAUUGUCAUGGAUUAGAUGUCGUCGUGCAUGAGCUAGUACGUUUGGAUAUGCAUGGUUUAUAUAAGCACCUGCGGAAACGUCCAAUCAGAUGCCUCACUUUAGUAACACCAUGUCUAAAAUGUCGAGUUUUAUGGAGGUGUGAGGAGGGGUUGCAGGAUCCCCAGUACCACGAAGGUGUUUUUGGUAUGAUUUUACUUGAUUCAAACCUUUGUUUAGAGGCUCUCUGGAGUGUUUGAAAGCCAUCUUUGGGUAUGAAGGAUGUAACAUCGUGCAUGUAAAUAGCAUGCUGAGUUGGUUAUAUGCAGAGUUCAUGAGGGUUAAAUUCCGUUGGGUAUAAAUAUCUCGAUUCUCCUCAGUGCGUCUCAAGUCUGUGCCUAAAAUCUUAAGGUUCACGUAGUUUACACUUCUUAGAGGUCCUUAUAUCAGAACUGUUAGUCAAAUGGGUAGAAUUAGCAAGUCCAAGAAAGCCACAAAGGCCAAGACAGCUACUUCUAAACAAAAAGGACCUAUUCCAGUGACUUUGCUUUCUGGAUUCCUAGGUUCAGGGAAGACCACCCUUCUGGAGCACAUCCUUACUGCAUCCCAUGGCUACAAAAUUGCUGUCAUUAUCAAUGAUAUGUCUUCGCUGAAUAUUGAUGCGUCGCUCAUUAGAAACCAUAAGGUUCAUAAUACGGAAGAGAAGCUGGUCCAACUUCAGAAUGGUUGCAUCUGCUGCACUCUCAGGGGAGACCUUUUGAAAGGACUUACGUCUCUUGCAAAAUCGCAGGAUGUCGACUACAUUGUGAUUGAGAGUACCGGUAUCUCUGAGCCUAUGCAGGUAGCUGAAACUUUCACUACCGAAUUUACUGAAGCUCUGCUUCAAAAUGACGCCGGCAUCCCUGAAGAGAUGGUGGACAAAAAUACUGAAAAGGUCUUGAAAGAGAUCAUCGAUAUUGGGGGCCUGACCAAGCUCGCAUAUCUUGAUACUUGUGUCACAGUGAUUGAUUCCAUUAAUUUUCUAGAAAACUUUGAGACAAUCGAAUUCCUUGCUGACAGAUGGGGUGAUAACGGCCAAGGUGAAGCAGAAAGAACCAUUACAGACUUGAUGGUCGAUCAGAUCGAGUUCUGUGAUGUCAUUAUCUUGAACAAAACGAGUGGAAUUUCAAAAAAGAAAAUCGCCGACAUUGAAAAGAUUGUCCAUCAAUUGAACCCGGUGGCUAAGGUAUACAAGACCGAUUACUGCAAAAUUGACCUCAAACACAUUCUCAAUACCGGCCUGUAUGAUUUUGAAAAGGCAACUACAUCUGCAGGGUGGCUACAGAGCAUCAAGGAGAUGAGCAUCCGUGAGGGAAAAUUUGGAGACAACCAAUCUAGCAGACUGGCCCCGAAGCCUGAAACCGAGGAGUAUGGUAUCAACAACUUUGUGUACACGGCUCGGAAACCUUUCCAUCCGCAAAGACUUUAUGACCUUGUCGUCAAUAAGUUCUAUGUUAUUGAGCAGACACAGCUUGAUGAUACAAAGAACAGUGAGGACGAUGAUGAAGAUGAAGAUGACGAAGAAGAGGACGAUGAUGAGGAAGAUGAGGAGGAAGAGGAUGAGAAGACUACUAUCGAGAACAAAAAGAAUUCUGCGUUUGGUCCCCUCCUUCGUUCUAAAGGUGACUUCUGGAUCGCUUCCAGGUACAUUGUGAGAGGUGAAUGGAGUCAUGCGGGUACAAUGCUCACUUUGAAAGGAGGUAUGCCAUGGUUUGCCGUCAGCAGAGAAUUUUGGCCGGAGGACCCAAAAGCCGUCGAGAUGAUUUUGCAAGAUUUCCAGGGAGCCCACGGCGACAGACGUCAAGAAAUUGUGAUGAUUGGUCUUUCGAUUGAUAAAGAGCAAAUUACGAAAGCUCUUGACAGUGCUUUGUUGACUGAUGAGGAAAUGGAAAGAUUUGACGGCAUUGUCAAAAAUGCUAACGGUCUGCUGGACAUUGAAAAAAAGCUCAACAAAGCCUUUGAGGAUCCAUUUGAGCCAUGGUUAAUGUUAGAAAAUGAGGAAGAAGAAGAAGAAGCGGACGAGGCUGUAGUCGAAUCCAAAAUCGGCACAAAAACUGAGGAGGCUCUCGAAGAUGAAAGUGAGAAAUCUAGUGGUGAAGAUGACGCCCCAUCGGAAACUUCAAAAUCAGAAGAGAUUGACGACUCUGAGUCCUCUGGCGCAAAGAACGAAAAAGAAAAUACGAUUGUUAAGAACAUUGUGCACGACAUACAGCAUUCUCUGCACCAUCAUGGACCGGGACACAAUCAUAGCCACAGCCAUAAUCAGACUCCUCAAAAGCUCGUUGCUGUAUCAGGAAAACUAUAAACUCAGGAUUAAUAUGUGGACCCAAUGUGCAAGAAAGGACUAGCGCCUUUUGCUGACGCCACGCUUUUGUUUGAGAUUGCAGUUCACAAUCAAGCAGUGUGCGCCCAAAUUGAGGAAGAGCCUUUCGGUUUUCAGUUCACGGCAACUAAUCCAAUGAUAUAUAGCCCCUAUAAAAUUUAACCUACAAGCCCUGACUUUCAAGUUCUUUAGGUCCCAUCAAAACGUUUACGUUGCUCACAUUUUCGAGUUCAACGUUCUCCGAGAUGCCGUAAGCUUCAAAGUCAUCUUCAGCCCAAGGAAUAAUAAGGUUGAGUAUAACCCCCAACACGGCAGUCAAAGCAUAUCCAGUUUCCAUGACCAUAAUAAUUGCUUGAAGGAACCCCGUAAGAGCAUCAUUUGACCCGGAAUAUGUAAACACGUUGUCAAACCAUGUCGGAAUCAGAACAGCGGCACAUCCAGGAACUAAAGCUCCGGUUAGAAUAAAUCUAUCUCUCCUCGUAAACUUGCAAAGGCCAAUGAUACUGAGCCCAGAGGCAAACACGGAUCCAAAUAGGAAUGUAGUCAUUCCACCAAGCACUGCUUUUGGAAUUGCAACCAAUGCUGCUGCAAAUUUGGAGAAGACACCCAUUACGAUGAGGUAGAAACAGCACCAAUAUCCGACUUUUCUGUUUGCGCACUUAGUAAUGGAAAUCACUCCAUUGUUCUGAGCAAAUGUGCCCACAGGAGUGAGAGUGAAAAGACCAGACAAGACCCCACUGACACCAUCUGCAAGAAGGCAUCCCUGGAUCCGGGAUUGAAACUGCGGGCCUUCUACUUCAACUCGAGAAACAUCACAAGUUGCAGUGAUGUCUCCAAUGGCUUGUAAUGCUGAAGUGCUGUACAUUGCAAGCAUUGGGAGUACCGCUGGGCCAUAAACUUUCAGCUUGAAAGUCUUAACCCACAAGAAGUUAGCAACAGGUGCGCUUGAAAUGGAUGAAUUAUCAAAGUAAUUGCACGCAGCCGCCACAAUACAUCCAACUAGCAGUCCUAAGAUGACAGAGCAGGAUUUCAUGAUUGGCGCUCCCCACUUCUCAAAAGCGAUGAUGCUGACAUAGACAAGGAAACCAAGCCCAAUGAACUCAGCCGAACCCCAGGGCAGUGGAUGUGGUGCACUCGCACUUGGACAAUAGUCGCUCGACAUACAACCCGAUCCACCAAGCCAAUCUUUGAAUCCACUUUUCACCAAUGAUAAGCCAAUAACAACGACAACUGAGCCCGUGAUGAUGGGCGGAAAUAGUUUCUUGAUCACCUUUGGAGGUAAAAAUGAGAUAGCAAUUUCACUAAGGGCACAAACAGAUCCUGUCGCAAUAAUGGCUCCGUAACCAUCAGGACACGGAAGUUCUGCACCGCUAGCAUCAACAGGGCAAAAGCCAGAGUUAUACAUCAUUGGAAAGGCAUUGGAGGUGAUCGUGACAGUUGUAAACGAGAUACCCACCACUGAGAUAAGACCACUACCAAUAUAAUAGUUUGUCUUCCAUAUUCUUGCACGCGCAACUUGAACAGCCGUGAGAAUUCCC
Molecule: messenger RNA, 6799 nt
Organism: Ogataea polymorpha
Lineage: Eukaryota; Fungi; Ascomycota; Pichiomycetes; Pichiales; Pichiaceae
Exons: 1
Coding region: 3363-5243 (626 amino acids)
Source: RefSeq, a predicted model, not a curated record